GCCUCGGUCCCUGUGCGGCGGCUGCCAUGUCCCAAGAUGGCGGAGGCGGCGGAGCUGAAGGAGUCAGAGUGUGUCACCACCUUUGCCCACCAGACUGUGGAAUAUGAAAUUGCCCCUGCAUAUGGUUAUGAGCUUUAGGGUAUCAGAAUUACAAGUUCUCUUGGGCUUUGCUGGAAGGAACAAAAGUGGAAGGAAGCACGAACUUCUCACAAAGGCCUUACAGCUGCUGAAAUCUGGCUGCAGCCCUGCUGUCCAGAUGAAAAUUAAAGAACUGUACCGGCGGAGGUUCCCGAGAAAGAUCUUAACCCCUUCGGACUUGUCAAUGCUCCACAUUCAGGCAGGGCAACUGCCUUCGGCCACCGCGCUGACACAGGGCACCGUGUGUCACCUGCCCUAUGACCACAGCUCUGCUGCUGCUGCCGUGCCGGCGGCUCUGCUGCCGCCAGUGCCUGUGCUGGGACCCAAGCACGAGACAGAUGUACAGCACCUAUCGCCACCCAUCCAUCCUGUCCAUCCGGAUGUCAAGAUGAAGAGGCUGCCCUUCUACGAUGUUUAUGAUGAGUUGAUAAAACCCACCACGUUAGCCUCAACAAACAGUCAACGGUUUGAAGAAGCUCACUUUACCUUUGCUCUAACCCCCCAGCAAGUUCAACAGAUCCUCACCUCCCGAGAUAUCUUACCAGGUGCCAAAUGUGAUUACACUAUACAGGUGCAAUUAAGGUUUUGCUUGUGUGAAACCAGCUGUCCCCAAGAAGAUUACUUCCCUCCUAACUUAUUUGUCAAGGUCAAUGGAAAACUCUGUCCCCUGCCUGGUUAUCUCCCACCCACAAAAAAUGGCGCAGAGCCAAAACGACCCAGCCGCCCCGUCAAUAUAACUCCAUUGGCACGACUUUCGGCAACUGUCCCGAACACGAUUGUAGUGAACUGGUCCUCAGAGUUUGGCAGGAACUACUCUCUGUCGGUGUACCUGGUGAAGCAGCUGACAUCAGUAACACUGCUACAGAAGCUAAGAGCCAAGGGCAUCCGAAAUCCAGACCAUUCGCGAGCCCUGAUCAAAGAAAAACUAACAGCUGAUCCUGACAGUGAGAUAGCUACAACGAGCUUACGAGUUUCCCUGAUGUGUCCACUGGGUAAGAUGAGGCUGAUUGUGCCCUGCCGAGCCACCACGUGCACCCACCUCCAGUGCUUCGAUGCAGCACUCUACCUUCAAAUGAAUGAGAAGAAACCCACAUGGACUUGUCCUGUGUGUGAUAAGAAAGCCCCGUACGACAACCUGAUAAUUGACGGGUUGUUCAUGGAAAUCCUGAACUCCUGCACAGACUGUGAUGAGAUACAGUUCAUGGAGGAUGGCUCCUGGUGCCCCAUGAAGCCGAAGAAGGAGAACCAGGAGGUGUGCCAGACGUCUGCGUUCAGUGGGACUGAGGCCAGCUCCCUUUACACUGUGAGCUCUGAGGGCAAGAACUCGUCGGAGGGCAAAAAAAAAGUGGAGGUUAUUGAUCUCACUCUGGACAGCUCGUCGGAUGAGGAGGAGCCGCCUGCCAAGAAACAGUGCCCGGUCUCCAGUGUGGCUCUUCCGACAGCAGCCGGGCCCAAGGGGGUAUUAAGUAUUGAUCACCAGCCGUCUUCUGUGCUUCGAAGUCCUCCCAUGGCAGCUCUUGGCAGCGACUAUCUCUCCAACCUCCCCGUUCCUGACUACCAUCCUUCCUACCAGGUGCCCUCAGAGCUUCAAGGUCUGGAUUUGUUUUCCUUCCUUCAAACUGAAAAUCAGCAUUACAGCCCUUCCGUGAUCACCUCCCUGGAUGAGCAGGACACACUCGGCCAUUUCUUCCAGUACAGAGGCACGUCUAGCCACUUCAUAAACAUGAAUCCCCUGGCCCCCGUGAUGGCAGGAUCUCACAGCGCCAUCAGCCCUGCCGGUGGCCGCAUCAGCAGCAUUGUCUCCACCAGCGCGCUGCGAGAGAGCCACGGACACAACGGGACAAUAAGUAGCAACGCGGUGCUCCCGGGCUGCAGGCCAGACAUCAUUUCCCUGGACUAAGCCCACGCUGAUGGCUGUUAUUCCCUCUACCGGGGAUGGGAGACAAGGGCAGGUUUCCAGUAGCUGCCUUAGGGACUGGCUUCCCUCUCUGGGGCUGGAAGGACCUGACCAAGAACCCUUCGGUUGUGUCUGUCCUCUCUCGACUGAGGCCAUCUCCCUGCAGUGCAACCAGCGCCCCCAGGCCUUGCGCUGGUGGUUUCCAGUACUCCUCUGUUAGGAAGGAUACGUCCCACGGCUGUAUCAGUGCAUGCAUGUGCUCCGUUGGGAUGUUCUGGGGAGGGCCUGUUUCCGAGGGUUAACCAAACCCCAUGACUUUAAAGAAGUAUUUUAAAACCAUUUAUAUAAUGUAGGAUUCUGCUACAGAUAUCAAAGAGCUGAGGAAGAUAAUUCAACCGCCCCUCUGCUGUGGGAGCAGCACCCGCUGCCCAGAAGCAGCAAGUCCUGCACCCGCCCAAACCCCCCGUGGAUCCUCACAAGUGAGGCUGGGGCUGGCUGCAGCUG
Molecule: messenger RNA, 2539 nt
Organism: Haliaeetus leucocephalus (bald eagle)
Lineage: Eukaryota; Metazoa; Chordata; Aves; Accipitriformes; Accipitridae
Gene: PIAS3
Product: protein inhibitor of activated STAT, 3
Exons: 15
Coding region: 104-2038 (644 amino acids)
Biological process (GO): regulation of transcription by RNA polymerase II; protein sumoylation
Molecular function (GO): SUMO ligase activity; transcription coregulator activity; zinc ion binding
Source: RefSeq, a predicted model, not a curated record